Aspergillus ibericus CBS 121593 is the source of this 1739-nucleotide messenger RNA. It is a transcript of the gene nimX, whose product is annotated as cyclin-dependent serine/threonine-protein kinase CDC28. Gene Ontology annotation, cellular component: cytoplasm; nucleus; cyclin-dependent protein kinase holoenzyme complex. Bases 349 to 1320 code for a protein of 323 amino acids. Gene Ontology annotation, molecular function: cyclin binding; cyclin-dependent protein serine/threonine kinase activity; ATP binding. The record is from RefSeq and is a predicted model, not a curated record. The transcript is spliced from 4 exons. NCBI's taxonomy places the organism in Eukaryota, Fungi, Ascomycota, Eurotiomycetes, Eurotiales, Aspergillaceae. Gene Ontology annotation, biological process: signal transduction; G1/S transition of mitotic cell cycle; regulation of gene expression.
AAAGACUCCAAGUCAACUGCUUCAGCUCUCUCAGACAACCCAGGUAAGUAAAAGGUAAGUCACGCUCCGGACCCGGCUGGUUUUGCUCCUCAGAUGCUUCAAACUGCUUCUUAAUUGGGAAUCGACUCCUGCCUCCCACGCUGUCAACUCGAUCGUCUCGACUCCUCGCAGCUGCUUGACGCCUUCUCUUCCUCCCCGGCAACCCAAAGCCAUCGCCUUGCAGCCUCCUUUGUUUCCUGUACCCCACGUGCUGGCGGGCUCGGCAACGCGUUGAGUUUGUUCAGCUUUAUCUUCCGGACUUAGAUUGCAGUGCUUGUGUGUGGAAGCUAGGAAAGCAGAGACAUCAUCAUGGAGAACUACCAAAAAAUCGAGAAGAUUGGUGAAGGAACGUAUGGUGUCGUCUACAAGGCUCGCGAGCUCACUCAUCCCAACCGGAUUGUCGCUCUGAAGAAGAUUCGACUGGAGGCGGAAGAUGAAGGCGUCCCCAGCACAGCCAUCCGCGAAAUCUCCCUUCUCAAGGAGAUGAGCGAUCCCAACAUUGUCCGGCUCUUGAACAUCGUCCAUGCAGAUGGCCACAAGCUCUACCUCGUCUUCGAAUUCCUCGACCUCGACCUCAAGAAAUAUAUGGAGGCUCUUCCUGUCAGUGAAGGUGGGCGUGGCAAAGCCCUCCCCGAAGGUUCCGCUUUGAGCAAAAACAUGGGUCUCGGGGAUGCCAUGGUCAAGAAGUUCAUGGCUCAGCUAGUAGAGGGAAUUCGUUACUGCCACAGCCACCGCAUUUUGCAUCGUGAUCUCAAGCCUCAGAACCUUUUGAUUGACCGCGAUGGUAAUCUUAAGCUGGCGGAUUUCGGAUUGGCAAGAGCGUUCGGUGUUCCUCUGAGAACCUACACCCAUGAGGUUGUUACUCUCUGGUACCGCUCUCCUGAGAUCCUUUUGGGUGGCCGUCAAUACUCUACCGGUGUCGAUAUGUGGUCCUGUGGUGCAAUCUUUGCAGAGAUGUGCACUCGCAAGCCACUCUUCCCUGGCGACUCUGAGAUUGACGAGAUCUUCAAGAUCUUCCGGCUCCUCGGUACCCCGGAUGAGGCUGCCUGGCCCGGCGUCACUUCCUUCCCCGACUUUAAGCCGACUUUCCCCAAAUGGAAACGUGAUGAAACGCGGGCACUCGUCCCCGACCUCGAAGAGGAUGGUCUGGAUCUCCUCGAUGCUCUGCUCGAGUAUGACCCAGCACGCCGUAUUUCCGCCAAACAAGCCUGCAUGCAUCCCUACUUCAAAAACGGCAGUGCGUUCUACUCCGGACGCACCCGGCGAAAUGGAGUCCACUAACCGAUCCAUGCUGCGUAUCAUCCGUUCAUGUUGAUGUAUGUAUGCGUGCUAUAACUGCGACAGACGGAGUGGUGCACGGUCUUUAAGCCUCGCCCGACUAUCCACUGGCCAUGCCUGCACUCGGCUUCCCCCAGUAUCUCUACUUUAUUUUUCGUGAUGCCCUAUGAUUUUCUUCUGUUCCUUCGUAUUUGUUCCUUUCAUGAUGGCGUUGCAUGCGGAGUGCUCUGGAACGGACAAGAUCAGGAUACUGGAUAUUACAAGGAGUGUUUUGACUUAUGCGUACAUACCCAUAAAUGAGUAACUGCCAAAAGAAACAACAGUAUAUCAAUAGCAGCCGUUGCUUUCCGCGGGUCAUGGCUAAUGGCAUCCACAUGCUGUUUCGUGAUACAGUGACUCUGGGUUAUUCAUACAAAGUACAG